This is a messenger RNA of Pseudovirgaria hyperparasitica, 621 nucleotides long. Its product is annotated as cytochrome c oxidase assembly protein CtaG/Cox11. Gene Ontology annotation, molecular function: copper ion binding. The transcript has 3 exons. The record is from RefSeq and is a predicted model, not a curated record. Lineage: Eukaryota; Fungi; Ascomycota; Dothideomycetes; Acrospermales; Acrospermaceae. Gene Ontology annotation, cellular component: mitochondrial inner membrane. Bases 1 to 621 code for a protein of 206 amino acids.
AUGGACCAAGUUCGCGACCACCACAAGAUUCGAAACCAAUCUGUACUAUACUACACACUUUCCAUAAUCCUUGGUACCGUGGCACUCUCAUACGGCUCUGUACCAAUGUAUAAAAUGAUCUGUCAGACCACUGGCUGGGGAGGGCAGCCCAUCAAAAGUGCCGCCCACGCAGGCACGUCUUCGGAAGAUCCAUCUGUGCGAUUACGACCCGAUACGUCGGCCAAACGGCUGCGCAUAACGUUCAGCGGGACUGUGUCCGAUAUAAUGCCUUGGAAAUUCACGCCACAGCAGCGUGAGGUGCGUGUGUUGCCGGGUGAAACAGCCCUGGCAUUCUACACGGCAACAAACAAGAGUGAUGAAGAUAUAAUUGGCGUCGCAACGUAUAGUGUUACCCCUGGUCAGGUCGCACCAUAUUUCAGCAAGAUACAGUGUUUCUGCUUUGAAGAACAACGGCUAUUGGCCGGUGAGACAGUAGAUAUGCCAGUCUUUUUCUACAUUGAUCCUGAGUUUAGCAAGGAUCUCAAUAUGAGAGGCAUUGAGACGAUAACACUGAGUUAUACAUUCUUCAAGGCGAAGUACGACAAGCAAGGUCACUUGAAACCAGUGCCAAUGGGCAGAUGA